AUGGCCAACCAAGAGCCCAUCGCAAUUGUAGGCAUUGGCUGCCGGUUCCCAGGAAAUGGAAAUACUCCAUCUGCACUCUGGGACGUUCUGCGCGAACCACGGGAUCUCCUGACUCCCAUUCCCGAAGACAGGUUCAGUGUCGAAGGCCACUACCACGAAGACAACAAGGUUGGCGGUCACUCCAAUGUCAAGUCAUCAUAUUUUCUGGAAGGCAAGGGCUUUCAUCGCAAAUUCGAUGCCAAAUUCUUCGGCAUCAGCCCGGUUGAGGCCCAUGCCCUUGAUCCCCAAGUACGCCUGCUGCUAGAGACAGUCUAUGAAGCUAUGGAGGACAGUGGACACUCAAUUGACCAGCUCCAUGGUUCAGAUACCGCCGUACAUUCUGGGGUUCUGAUGCAUGACUACGAAAUCAUCAUGGGUCGCGACUCUCUCUUCUCGAGUAGAUACCAUUCCACGGGUAUUACUCUGUCUCUUAUCGCCAACCGAGUAUCCUACUUCUUCAACUGGCAUGGACCUUCUAUGAUGCUUGAUACAGCUUGCAGUUCCAGCUUGUACGCGGUGCAUCUCGCCAUCCAGCAGCUACGCUCAGGGGGCUCUAAGCUUGCUGUAGCUACGGGCUGUAACCUGUUGCUAGACCCGCUGCCCUAUGUCUCCCAAAGCAAAAUGGGUAUGCUGAGUCCGACCGGCAGGUCACGCAUGUGGGAUUCAGGUGCAAAUGGUUAUGCCCGAGGAGAGGGAGUGGCGGCUAUCAUUCUUAAGCCACUGAGCCGUGCUCAGGUAGACGGUGAUCCCAUCCACGCCAUCAUUCGCGAAACAGGGCUCAACCAAGAUGGCAGGACGCCCGGUAUCACAGUUCCGAGUGCAAAGGCUCAGAUGGCCCUAAUGCGCGACUGUUAUGCUCGUGCUGGCCUCGAUCUCAACAACCAAUACGAUCGGCCUCAGUAUUUCGAGGCUCAUGGAACUGGAACACCGACAGGAGAUCCAAUUGAAGCAGAAGCAAUCAGCACAACCUUCUUCGGUAAUGCAGAAAAUGAAGCCUUUAGUCCCCUUCAUGUAGGAGGUGUGAAGACAGUCAUUGGCCAUACCGAAGGGACUGCCGGUCUAGCUAGCAUUAUCAAAGUUGUGCUGGCAAUGAAGCACGGAAUUAUCCCUGCCAAUCUUCUGUUCGAGCAUUUAAAUCCUCGGAUCGAACCAUUUAUUAAGAAUUUACGAGUUCCAACCGCGGCACUAAAAUGGCCAGUUUUGCCUGAGAACCAACCGCGAAGAGCGAGUGUGAAUAGCUUCGGAUUUGGAGGUGCCAAUGCCCACGCCAUCAUUGAGGGUUACACUUCUAAGCUGCCCCAGACGGAUAAUGCCACUGUCUUCUCUCCCUUCAUUUUCUCAGCAGCUUCCCAAGCUUCCUUGCUUAGCUACUUGAUAUCUUUUAAGAACUAUAUCAGUAGCCGAGGCACUGAACUGAGCAUGCGAGAUCUGGCGUUCACACUUCAUUCUAGGCGAACCAGGCACGCCUUCGCAGUCUCUUUCUCAGCCGCCUCACCAGCUGAGCUGCUCAACAAGUUGGACCAAAAGAUUGAAGAAGUACGGGCCAACCCAGAUGAUGGCCCCGGUAUCCGAAGUGCCCCUACUUCAAACGACGGCCCUCGCAUCCUCGGUAUCUUCACUGGCCAGGGUGCUCAAUGGCCGCGAAUGUGUGCCAACCUUAUAACCCACUCACCUGGUGCCAGAAGAAUCAUUGACGGAUUUGAUGCGCAUCUCGCUGCUCUGCCUCCAGCGAUGCGCCCAGAUUGGUCUAUUGCCGAGGAGCUUCUCAAGGACCAAGCAUCUUCCCGUGUUCACGACCCGGCUGUUGCCCAGACCGUCUGCGUAGCCACGCAGCUUCUCGUUACUGACAUUCUAAAGGCCACGGGAGUCAAGUUUACUGCCGUUGUGGGCCACUCAUCCGGCGAGAUUGCCGCUUCGUAUGCAGCCGGGCGCAUUUCCGCUGGUGAUGCCAUUUUGAUGUCGUGGCAUCGCGGGCUAAGUGUUAGCCAGGAGCAAGCUGAUGGCAAGCCCGGUACCAUGAUGGCGGUCGGUAGCACUCAGGAAGAUGUCCAACAGCUUCUUGAUGAGCCAGAAUUCAAAGACCGCGCUUGGAUCGCCGCUGUCAACUCAGGCUCCAGCCUCACCAUCUCUGGAGAUGCCGAUGCCAUUGAUGAGAUAUACGAUGUGCUCCGAGAUGAGAGCAAGUUUGCUAGACGCCUAAAGAUCAACAGAGCGUACCACUCGCCACACAUGAUCGGCAGCUCCAAGUAUUACACCAAGUAUCAAGAUACCAUGAGCAUCGAACCUGGUGCCCCUACUGAAUGUUCAUGGUUCUCCAGCGUUUCGGGGGAGGACAACGCCUCACUUCAAGAUGAGCUGAAGGGACCUUAUUGGGUUCGGAAUCUGCUGAACCCUGUGUUGUUUAAACAUGCUGUGGAGAAAGCUUGGAACGAAAGGGGGCCAUAUGACAUUGCCAUCGAGAUCGGGCCUCAUCCAGCGUUGAAAGGUCCGACCCUGCAAAUAAUUCAGGAUAUUGCUGGCCGGCCAAUCUCAUACACGUCUCUGCUGGAAAGAGGAUUGAACAAUCUUGAUUCCAUUGCAGAUGGGCUCGGCUACCUUUCAUGCCACGUCGGCAAAGGCGUCGUCGACCUCAAAGCUUACGACAUCUUCCUCUCGGACGAUGCCACAUUCAACGUAUUGCAAGACCUGCCCCCGUAUUCGUGGAAUCACAGUACCGAGUACUGGCACAUGUCGCGACAGACGAGUGCCAUUGCUCAUCGGCCCGACAAAGUACAUGAGUUGUUGGGCCACUUGACUCCUGAUUCCACCGAUCGGGAACAGAUAUGGAGGCAUUCCAUCUGCCCCAGAGAGUUGCCCUGGCUAUCAGGGCAUCGUGUUCAGGGCCAGAUAGUGUAUCCCGGUGCCGCGUACAUCGUCACCGUGAUAGAAGCCUGUUUGAAGCUCACUACGGACCAAUCCGUCUCGUUGAUCGAGGUGCUCGAUAUCACAAUGGGUCAAGCCCUCACUUUUGACGACGACGAGAGCCAAGUGGAAGUAAUAUUUUCACUAACUGGCAUUGAGCACCAGAACAACCCGUCUCGUAUUACGGGCAACUUCAACUGCAGCGCCGCCAAAGCUGCCAGUGAUUCCACCCUCGAUUCCCUCGCUCACGGCAAGGUUUGCAUACUAUUGGGUGCGCCAUCCCACACCGCACUGCCAGGAGGCAGCUCUCAUCCGACCAACCUUUUGAGUGUGGACUCUGAUACUUUUUAUACCGCCACCCGCGAGUUGGACUAUGACUUCUCGGGCCAUUUUAGAGGUCUAUCAGAUGUCAAGCGGAAACACGGUGUAUCGACUGGUUUCCUUCCAGGAGUCAAUGCGCCUUCGAUGCUGAUCCAUCCUGCCAUGCUAGAUGCACUGUUCCAAUCCAUCGUAGCUGCUGUAAGUGCUCCCAACGAUAGAAGAUUGAUGUCGGCACACAUUCCCAACCGCAUAGAUGCAAUCAGGGUAAAUCCUUCUCUAUGCGAGGCUCAACGCCAAAGCUCGCAGCGACCCGCCUUCGAGGCUGUGUGUGAGCUGAGCAGCAACUUGUCUUCCGUUAAGGGCCACUCGAAUCUGUUCCCUCAGGAAUCUGAUUACUCGAUGAUGGCCGUCGAAGGAGUCAAUAUGGUGGCACUCUCACGCGCGACGGCAGAGAAUGAUCGAGUCAUGUUUGCCUCAACACCACUUGAAUUGGCUUCACCGGAUAUUUCGCAGCUCAAUGUGACCCCGAAAGCAAUAAAUGAACAACUAGAGCUUGUAAAGCUACUGUUGCGAGUAGCCUGCUUCUAUCUUCGUAUGCUGGAGCAAGGCGUACCUGUUGACGACCCUUCUCGAAUCGAAGGCCCAUACACCCCCUUCUUUCAGUAUGCUUCACACACUCUGGCAUCCUUUAGAGACGGCGCGCUCUCGAUUUGGACUCCGGAUUGGGAGACGGAUACUUUUGAAACCAUCGAUAAAUUACUCGACAGCUGCCCCCGUAGACCCGACGUCCAGUUGCUUCAGGCCCUGGGGUCGAAACUUGCGGACAUUGUCAUGGGACAUGCAUCGCCCAUUGAAAUCGGAAUGGAAGACGACCAGUUGGGCAAGUACUACAAGACGGCUUUCGGCAUGCAGGAGGCACUCUCCAUUCUCUCACCAACUGUCGGCCAAAUAUUGCAUCGCCAUCCGCGUAUUCGCUGUCUCGAGGUCGGCGCGGGAACAGCCUCAGCGACACAGGCAAUCUUACGUGAACAUGGCGAUUUAUUCUCCGAAUAUACCUUUACUGAUAUAUCAUCUGGCUUUUUCCCAGCUGCUCAGGCGAACCUUGGAGAGCUUGCCGACCGGGUGCUCUUCAAGCCUCUUGACAUCAACCAAGACCCUUGUUCUCAGGGCUUCGAGCCGCACUCCUACGACAUGAUCAUUGCCUCAAUGGUACUACACGCCACUCCGUAUGUUACCAAGACGCUAGAGAAUGUGCGGCGUCUUUUGAAGCCCGGUGGCUACUUGGUCGUCCUCGAAAUUCAGAAGAACAUCCCCGCAUACAGCGUUGCCAUCUUCGGCGCAUUCACUGGCUGGUGGGUGGGCGCCGAUGAUGGACGAGCGCUAUCUCCCUGUUUGGAUGUCCCGGAAUGGAACGAGCUCCUCUGCCGGACUGGCUUUUCUGGCUGUGACACUUCUCUAUUUGACCCAAACACGAUGGUAAAUCCCGUUCUCGUCUUCGUAUCACAAGCCGUGGAUGAAAGGGUGGCUGGCCUGCGUAACCCCCUUGCCAACCCGCCCCCUCAGAAGAUCUUCUUGAAGAUAGUGAUACUUAGCAGAACGGCACCUGAGAGCUCAUCAAUUGUACAGCAGCUCACGUCUUUGCUUCUGCCGUUCUAUGCCAGCAUCUCGCACUAUGCCGAUCCAACUGAAAUCCCCCCGGAGGCCCUUGACUCGGAGACUUUGCUGCUGAGUCUUAUAGACCUUGACAAGCCCUUCUUCCAGGAUCUUUCGGAGGCUAGUUGGAUAUCAAUGAGGACCAGUUUAGAAAGAAUUGGCAGUCUUGUAUGGGUCACCAAAGGUCGCCUUUCUGCGAACCCUCAUUCCAAUCUGAUGGUUGGGCUCUUACGCUCAGCCCCGAGCGAACUUCCGCACUUGACAACGCAAUUUCUGGAUUUCGAAGACGAGGGCGAUCUGACAGCCCGCAAUUUGGCAACUACUGUUUUGCAGUUUGCCGGGGCAUCGUGGCUGAAGAAAGAAGGCACCUAUGCAGACAUAUUGCAUACAAUUGAGCCUGAGCUCAUUUUCCAGAAGGGGGGGAGGGUCAUGAUUCCGCGAAUGAAGACGGAGCAGGCCAUGAACAAUCGAUACAACGCGUCCCGCCGGGCCAUCAUAUCCAAGAUCCCAGCUGCCAGGGCCUGUAUUGGAGAGGGGCCAAUGAAGCGCGGCUACUACGUCCGUGAAGAUCGCACUUUGGAGGGUGCUAGAGAGGCCAAGGCCCCAGAAGUGAGGGUCUCGCAUUCUUUCCUGAAGCCUAUUCGGUUCAGCAGGGACGUUUCACUCUUCUUAUCAAUCGGUGAACGUAUAGAUACAAGUGAACAAGUGCUCAGCUUAUCCCUGUCGAAUGCAGCAGUUGUUCGCCCGGAAGCUUUUGUGAAGCUUGAUAGCUUUCCAACCAAUAUCAGUCCCACAAACUUGCUACGGCUGGUAUCUCUCUACCAAAUUUCUUCAUUGAUACUUGGGGACUCUGACGAGGGGACAAGAAUCUUGAUUCAUGAUGCGGACCCUGCACUCCAAGAAUCCCUGAGGGCAGAAGGGCGUAGGAGAAACGUCGAAGUCCUUUGCACCACAACUUGCGAUCAUGUAUCAGGUGAUCCCUAUCAACUUCAUCCCAAUGCUGCAGCGAGGAGUAUCCGCGCGCUACAGCCCGACUUGAUUACCAGUUUCGUUGACUUUGGAGUCGCGGGUGAGGCACAGCGUGUUUCGCAGCGAAUCCUGCACCAUCUUAAUGUUGCCUGCAGGCGAGAAACUGCCAAAUCCAUCUUUGGUGGAUUUACCAGGAAGCUCUCUAAAAGAUCGAAAGAAGCAAUUCAAAACACUCUACAAAAUGCGAUAUCUGACGCCUCCUCUUCCUUGUCGGAUACCUCGACAGAAGACGCAAACACCAUCUUGCCUAAGGAUGUGGACAACAUCGACCUUGAUAUCGCGCACCGGUAUAUCGUCGACUGGGGAACAGAGGCUGAAGUAGAGGCUCUAGUAGAGCCGGCAGAUACUUUCCCAUUAUUUUCCAAGGAGACAACAUACUGGCUUGUUGGCUUGACAGGGACAUUGGGCUGUUCACUGUGCCAAUGGAUGCUUCGCAACGGGGCACGCUAUUUUGUUCUGACAAGUCGAAAUCCCAAAAUCGAGCCAGACUGGCUAAAGACAAUGGCUUCUCAACAGGCUAUUAUCAAAAUUACUUCAUGUGAUAUCACUAUCAUGCAAGACCUGGAGAAGACGUAUGACGACAUAUGCUCGAGCAUGCCCCCUAUUAGAGGUGUAUUCCAAGGCAGCAUGGUCCUUCAUGAUAUUGGGUUGCCUAGCAUGGGCCUCGAGCAUCUACAAACCGUCUUGCUACCAAAGGUUGAGGGAAGCAUAAAUCUCAACAAGCUUUUCCAAAACAACUCACUAGACUUCUUCCUCUUCUUCUCGUCCGUGACGUCUGUAGUCGGCACGCCCGGCCAGGCAGCCUACUCCGCGGCCAAUCUGUUCAUGGCAAGCCUUGCAGAACAGCGAAGACGACGCGGCCUCCGGUCCGCUGUCCUCAACAUUGGCCCCGUCAUUGGCGCUGGCUACAUCACGCGAACGAUGCCAGACCUAGGCAACAUGCUCCUCCUCGAUCUAUACCCUCUGUGUGAGAGCGACUUUCACCUGCUCAUCGCUGAAGGAAUCGCCGCUUGCCAGUCGAAAUCAGAUCGACCAGUUGACAUCACCACGGGCGUGAAGCAAGUGCGCAGAAACGAGGGUAUUCAGCCAAACUGGGUCCAUAGCCCAAUCAUGAGCCACUGGAUCCUCAAUAAUGAAACGGCGCACGUGGAGAGUAGCAAAUCCAAAGUCUCGCUCAAGGACCAAUUGGCUGCAGCUCGAAAUGGAGAAGAAGUGUUCAGCCUGGUCAGAGGUGCUAUAUUAGGCAAGCUCUUUGCUCUACUUCGGUUGGAGACCGACGCUGGGAACUUUGACGACGGCACUUGGUUGGAUGAGCUCGGGGUCGACUCGCUGAUGGCUACGGAACUUCGAUCUUUCCUGAUGAAGGUCUUCAAUGUCAAUGUUCCAGUCCUCAGAAUAAUGGGUGGUAUCUCAUUCAAGGAGUUGGCAGCAACAGUGGUCGACGUCCUCGACCCUUCUAUGAUACCGAACGCUAAGACAAAGUCAGUUGCGGACGUUGCACAGAUAUCAACUGAUAUAGUACAGGGGCAGUCUGGAGGCUCUGAACAUUCAGCUCAAGGAAGUGAAGUUUCUAAUGGGGAGCUUGGAGAGCAGCCUUGGACUUUGGUAGAAUCAACUGAUAGGGAACACAAGCCAGAUACUGAAGCCUUAGAGUAG
This is a messenger RNA of Clonostachys rhizophaga, 7599 nucleotides long. Lineage: Eukaryota; Fungi; Ascomycota; Sordariomycetes; Hypocreales; Bionectriaceae. The record is from the annotation of a GenBank genome assembly.